Messenger RNA from Trichoplax adhaerens, 441 nucleotides. RefSeq lists its product as uncharacterized. The record is from RefSeq and is a predicted model, not a curated record. NCBI's taxonomy places the organism in Eukaryota, Metazoa, Placozoa, Uniplacotomia, Trichoplacea, Trichoplacidae. The transcript has 5 exons. Gene Ontology annotation, cellular component: nucleus. The annotation marks the transcript as partial. Gene Ontology annotation, molecular function: RNA binding.
CUGCGAAGUGUAUACCAGACCAAGUUACCUCUGUCUCGUAGUAAGGUACACAGUGUGACCAAGGCGGCAAUGAGAGCUAUGCGAUUCUACAAGCAUGUUGUAAUGAAUCUGGAAAAGUUUAUUCAUAAGUGUGGUCCUGAAUAUAAGUUGCCAGCCUUGUAUAUUAUGGAUUCAAUAAUCCGCCAAUCUAAAUAUCAGUAUGGUGACGAAAAGGACAUGUACGCUCCUAGAUUCAGUAAAAAUAUAAACGAGACCUUUGAAAAUUUAUAUAAAUGUCGUAAUGAUGACAAGAGUAAAAUUGUCAGAGUACUAAAACUUUGGACUGAGAACGGCAUCUACAAAGAGGAUAUUACACAACCGUUAUUAACUAUGGGAUUGGGCGAAGGUAACUUGAAAAUAUUAACGACUAUUAAAUAUAUGUACUUUGUAAGCUGUUCUUGA